AUGAAAGAUUUUGAUAAGAUAACCAGUCUCAUCUGUGAUGAAGACGCUAUCUUUGAUAUGGUUGUGUCGUACGUGGAAACACGGAAAGUUUCUCACGAACGUUACAUGGAUAAAGACAUAUAUGAUCUUCGCUAUUGUGUGUAUCCGGUUAUCAGCGUCGCAGAAAAAGGUCACGUGACUAUUCUGGACUUUUUGAUCAACUCUGGAUUCGAUCCAAACUAUCGGAGAAAUGAAAAGUUCUUUAAGCGCAUGCCUAUUCACUGCGCAUGUCGAAACGGACAUCUCGACGUCGUAAAAUCGCUGGUCGACAACCAUGGAGUUGAUGUGGACUCUAAAGACGCUGAAUCAGAGACGCCUUUAUCGAUGGCGAUUUACAACGGUAGUCUUGACAUUGUCCGGUUUCUUGUCGAAUCCCGAGCAAAUAUAUCCGGGGCAAUGCAUUUCGAACGGACAUCACCCUUGCAUGUGGCAGCCAAAGAAAACCAACCAGAGAUAGUGAAAUAUCUCAUUUCAAAAGGAGCCAUGGUAAACGAGGUCAACAGUUACGGAUGCCCACCCCUUCAUCACGCAACGUUGCAUGGAGAUAUAUGUGUUGUUCGGAUUUUGUUAGAGGCGGGAGCGAAAACUGAAUACCUCGGUGGUAAUACGGCGUUCUCGACAGCAACAAAACGAGAGAACUUGGACAUGAUGAAAUUGUUGUCUUCAUUCGGAGCAGACCCGGAGGAGGAGGACUGCAACGGAUACACUCCUCUGGAGCUAGCGAUUAUAUAUGAACGCUCCGAUAUAAUUCGGUAUUUGGUCGUGGAUUUGAAUGUCCGUACACACAGAAGACGUUGUGGAUAUUCGCCAUUGCACAUCGCAGUCGAGGUGGGUAAUGAUUCUGCGGCCAAGCUUCUGUUAAAGUCGGGAUGUCCAGCAAAGUUAGACUACUCUGGGUUCAACGAGGGACUACCAGUUAUUAAACAGAUUGUGUCGCAUGUGAGACGAGUCGCUAGAAUUCCAAAUUCACUAAAGAGACUCAGCUGUUGGAAGAUCAGGGACCAACUUGGUCGGAGGCUUUCAGAGGUGGAUUGUCUCCCUUUGCCACGUCUAUUGAUAAACUAUGUUAAGCUUUCUGAUAUUCCUUAA
Molecule: messenger RNA, 1128 nt
Organism: Haliotis rufescens (red abalone)
Lineage: Eukaryota; Metazoa; Mollusca; Gastropoda; Lepetellida; Haliotidae
Product: alpha-latrocrustotoxin-Lt1a-like
Exons: 1
Coding region: 1-1128 (375 amino acids)
Biological process (GO): intracellular signal transduction
Molecular function (GO): protein binding
Source: RefSeq, a predicted model, not a curated record